This is a messenger RNA of Suillus subaureus, 309 nucleotides long. RefSeq lists its product as uncharacterized. Lineage: Eukaryota; Fungi; Basidiomycota; Agaricomycetes; Boletales; Suillaceae. The coding region runs from base 1 to 309 and encodes 102 amino acids. The transcript is spliced from 2 exons. The record is from RefSeq and is a predicted model, not a curated record.
AUGCUAGUGGUGAAGAAGAAGCUUGCUCUUGACCAUUUAAUUGUUCAGAAGAUGGACAACAAUUAUGACAACACUGGCAAAGGUCUCCAGUUGAUCAUCAUGUUUGAAGCUAAAGCCAUGUUUGAAGAAGGUGAUGAGUCCUCAAAGAACAUAUCCUGUGCCUACAUCAUUGCCAUCAUUGGAUACAUUGACAAUGAUGUUGAGAAACUCAUCGAGAAGACUGAAGUGAAGGGUGAUCAACAGGCAGUUACCAAGGAGGCUGGGCUCUCCUUUGUGUUUUCCAAGGUAUGGGCAGCAGACAAGAAGUGA